Molecule: messenger RNA, 2403 nt
Organism: Anopheles moucheti
Lineage: Eukaryota; Metazoa; Arthropoda; Insecta; Diptera; Culicidae
Exons: 4
Coding region: 1-2403 (800 amino acids)
Source: RefSeq, a predicted model, not a curated record
AUGGUUAGUGGAAGUUUCUUGUUCGUCAAUCGCUGGAUUGUGUCACUGUUGGUAGCGCUGGUAGUGCUGGAUGGCGGAGUGCAAGCUUAUCGAUAUUUCCGAAAAAUGGGCAAUCGGUUUCAGCCUGUAAUGAUGAAACCGAUGCCGGUAGGCCGAUUUGGUUUUGUUCGUGCCGAAAAUCCCAACGCGGACGGAGCGAUGGACGCAAAGUCUGGUGAAGAAAGCUCAGAACCUGCGGCACCCGCAACGGAUGUCAUGCAAGGGCACGAAAUGCACGCACCAGAGAUGCGUGAGAUGAUCCACGACAGUCCGCAUCCGGUGGAGAUCGAUAUGGGUCCGGGAAUGGAGGCACGCAUCAUGGGCUUUGAGGGAGAGCUGGACGGCGAGGGUAACUUUGGCCGUGCAGGAGACGGUGCUGAGGAAGAGGAGGAAGAGGGUGCCCAGUUCCGCCAUUUUAAGCACAAGAAGCACAAGAAGCACAAGUUCGUCAUCCACACACAUCACCACUAUCACCACAAGAAGGAAGGUGGUGGAUACGGUCAUCAUGGGUACGGAAAGCAUGACAGCUACGGACACCACGGGCACGGCGGUGGACACCACGGUUAUGGCGGUGGUUACGGACAUCAUGGCGGCGAUGACGGUGAUGAUGAUUACGAGCCCACGUACGGCCACCACGGACGGUAUCGGCGCUCGUCGAUGAGUGAAAUGUCCCCACCGGAAGGACAGACACCGGACGCUCAGGCUUUAGAUCGUACCGCACUGACACAUUCAUCCCCGGAACUUCCCAAUCUGAUGGAGACUUCGGCAGCCGACCCCAGCACACCAACAGUUUACCGGCAGUCCGUCAGCAGGCGACAGCUGGUACGCAGCAAGAACGAGCGACUGGCGCAGAUUGGACGCGAUCGGGCACAGCGAGCGAACAGGUUACGAUCGAUGACAAAGCGUAUGAUUGUAGGGCUGGAGGGUGGGCGCACGGGUCGGACGACGGGAGAGGAGGAUGGUGCGGUGGACGUAGGAUCUGUACCGCAGCGUGGUUGGCUACAACGACGUCGUCCGAAAUCGGAAUGGCGCCGUCGAGAUCUGAAUGCAGGCCGUCGUCGAAGACCGAUCGAGACAGAAAAGGUGAUCGAGCGAAGAACACCAGAAGAACCGGUGCUUCCGGUGAUGGUACCUCCAGUGAUGACUCCGGCAAUUCCGGAGUUGUCCGAGAGAGAGAUUGCGGAAGAAAAACAGGAAUCGGAAGAAGAGGAGGACGAUGAGGUGGAGUGUGAUGAUCCGAUCUGUUCCAACUUCUACGUGGACGAGCAACAGAUCACCACCACGUCCACUACACCACGCGCACCAGAACAUCGUCUGGAAGAGGUACUUGAACCAAGGCUUGUUCCGUUUGGCAAUGAGCUUGAUCAGGAAGCAAGUUUGGAAGUUCCACUAGAUACUUUAGUUGCUCAGCAGCAUGAACAAGCUAAAAGUAAACCCUCCGCUAAUAGAAACUCACUCUGGAGAGGUCUUUCGAAGCGACUGAGUGCAUUCCGCGAACGCCAGGCGGAUAGAAGCGAGCGUAGGAAGAUGGUAAAGCAGCCGGAACUACCAACCACUACUACUGCUGACCCGAACGAUGAGGAGGAGUACGAUUCGAAUGAAAUAGUCGAAUACUACCAGCAGGAUGUGGGUCGAGUCCUCUACCGAAUGGCUAACGGACGGCUUCUGGAGGAACCGCAGCGACUUCAUCUACGCCGAAGUUCUGAAGGUGGUGAAGACUCCGACACACCGCAACGCAAACGACGACUCAACCGGUUAUCGAACCGAGCGAACCGAAGACGUAUGCCUGUCAAGCACAACUCACUUCCAGAACCGAAGGCACCGGAAGCCAGCAGUGACGCCGGCAAGCCUGUGAUCAAUAUCGGUACGUUCCGGUUGGCGGAUAACUAUGAUGGUGGAGCUGCUUCCGCGUUGGAAAACACCGGAGCGGCCCGCUCCGUAUCUGGCACUGGGCCCUCGGACAUGGAUAACUACAUCCUGCAGAAGGUCCGUGAGUACUGUAGCACGUCUUGCGCCUCCGGUAAAUCGGCGGCCCCAGUUAUCAUCGUGCCGGAGAAACCCUCCUACACCGUGGCAUACGCACCCGCAGCCGUUGCCGCUGCGGCAGCGCACGAACCGAUCGUUGGUAGCAGCAAACAGCUCAUCGUACAGCCACCCUCCACGUACGAAACCGCUGCCCCAACUGCUGUCCCGAAAUCGGCCAACCCACCCGCCUGCCCCACCAAGAUCGUCAAGUGCAUCCCGAAAGCGUUGGCCAGCGGUAGCAAACGGUCGCGCAAAACCGACCCAUCGAACGAUCAGCAAGAGCAGGACAAAGAAUCCAACCCGCUGGUUUCGCUGGCAAGAGGAAGUAUGACACCGUAG